Trypanosoma grayi is the source of this 1488-nucleotide messenger RNA. RefSeq names its product putative DnaJ chaperone protein. The record is from RefSeq and is a predicted model, not a curated record. Lineage: Eukaryota; Euglenozoa; Kinetoplastea; Trypanosomatida; Trypanosomatidae. Bases 1 to 1488 code for a protein of 495 amino acids. The transcript has a single exon.
AUGUCGGACUACUACCGCAUUCUCAAUGUCUCCCCCAACGCGACAGCGGAGGAGAUAAAAAAUAGUCACCACCAGCUCGCGCUGAAGUUCCACCCCGACAAAGCGGGUCCGGAAGGGGAGGCGCACUUCAAGGAGAUACAGAAGGCAUACGAGGUGCUCUCGUCGCCAGAGAAGAGGAAGUUGUAUGAUCGCUAUGGUGCCGCGGCUCUUGAGAACCCCGUCGCUGAUACGUUUUUCAUGCAGACUAGCGCUUCCUUGGGGGUGGCCAUCCUCGCCGUGUUUUCGUUUCUGGCAGCUGCACUCUGCAUUAUCUUUAUUGCGUUCCUCACCGCCUACGUGGAUGGCCAUCUGCCAGCGCGUGACGCCAGUACGGUGGACGACCACAGCCGAGCGUAUUGGAACUACGUGAAGGUAUUUGCGCCAAUUUUUGUUGUGGCUAUUGUCUUGGGUGUUGGAAUACUUUUAAUUAUCGUUGUGUCGUUAUGUUCAUGCAACCUUACGGGUAUGCUUUACGCGCUGAAUGUGCUCUGUUAUGUUAUCGCUGUCAUCCUCGUGCCUAUCGUUAAGGAUGCCAACGACGAUACAGCGUUGCGUGGUGGCAGCGACUACUACUCGUGGCGCGUCUGGCUUACGCCACUGUACAUUGGCAGCUCGCUGAGUUUGUUGCUUUUCUUCUUCUUGGCGAUGCCGACGCGGGAAAACCGCGAACGCCUUGCCGCGUACGGCGCGCCCGAUUUGUGGGGCUUUACGAAGGCCUCGUAUGUGCUGGGUCUCCUACGCAUGGUUUGCCUGGUGUCGUUCAGCGCCCUCAUCGCGUGCCGCGCUGAUGACGUGAUUACGACGAACUAUUUCGUGGUUGUGGGCCUUCCGUUCUUUGUCUUCGGCGUGCUGAUGCUCAUCAAAAAGGUGUACCUUAAUGUUGUGGUGUUGUCUGCACGGGGGGUGCCGGUGACGUUCUGCACCAUCCUUUUAUCAUCGUGGCGAGAUCUGCUGCUCCUGGUCCUCGCGUUCGCGUCCAUCUCGAUGGUGUCGAAAAGGCUGAACGACAUAAGCCGCGCAGAUGGCGGCAGCGUCCUGCGGCUGGCCAUCGCGCUCAUUCCGGUGUACAUCCUGCUGGGCGUUUUGUUCCUGGCGGCGCUGGUGUUCGUGUGCGUGGCAAUCAUGGACACGUCUGGCCUCUCCAUUUUCCCGGAAGCGGAGGCGGGGGAGAACGACACAGAGGAGGAAGCGGAUGGGAGGGCCGGCGAGCCGCACGACGUCGCGGAGAAUAAUAAAGAUGAGAGAGACAAUGAGCAUCACGAAGCCACGAAGUCGUCCGAAGAUAAACACGAAGGCAACUUCGCGCCGAACGACGACGGUGGUAGAAGCAAUCGGGUGGACCAACAUGCCGGGAACGGGAACGGGGAGCAAGCGGCAUGGAGUACCAAGGAAGAAGGGGCUCAAAUGGCCCAGUGCCCUCCGCAGCGGAGGCUGUCAGAUGUGGACUAG